Auxenochlorella protothecoides is the source of this 1035-nucleotide messenger RNA. Its product is annotated as Coiled-coil domain-containing protein 94-like protein. Bases 1 to 1035 code for a protein of 344 amino acids. Gene Ontology annotation, biological process: mRNA splicing, via spliceosome. The record is from RefSeq and is a predicted model, not a curated record. Gene Ontology annotation, cellular component: U2-type catalytic step 1 spliceosome. NCBI's taxonomy places the organism in Eukaryota, Viridiplantae, Chlorophyta, Trebouxiophyceae, Chlorellales, Chlorellaceae. The transcript has 4 exons.
AUGGGAGAACGCAAAGUGCUGAACAAAUACUUUCCGCCGGAUUUCGAUCCGGCGAAGCUCCCGAAGGCCAGCCGUGUGCGGUCAGAGGACAAGCAGAUGAAGGUGCGGAUGAUGCUCCCCAUGAGCGUGCGGUGCAACACCUGCGGCACCUACAUGUACAAGGGCACCAAGUUCAACUGCCGCAUGGAGGACGUGCGCGGGGAGUCGUACCUGGGCAUCAAGAUCUUCCGCUUCUACUACCGAUGCACCGCCUGCUCCGCGGAGUUCUGCAUGAAGACCGACCCCAAGAACACAGACUACACCGUGGAGGGCGGGGCUACGCGCAACUACGAGCCCUGGCGCGACAAGGAGAAGGCCAAGCUGCAGACGGCGGCGGAGCGAGAGGAGGAGGAGCGGGGGAAUGCCAUGAAGGCUCGGCACGCACGUGUGGACACCGAGGCGGCGCUAGCGGCCCUCAGUCGCGCCCGGGAGGGCGAGGGGGAGGAGCCGCCGGACCUGGAUGAGGAGGACGAGGCAGCCGUGCGAGCCAUGCUCCUGCACCGGGCGGGAUUCGUGCGGCGGCUGUCUGACAGUGAGGAGGAGGGCAGCCCUGUGGGCCCUGGGCCGGAGGGGGGGGCGGGCGGGGGAGGGGCAGCCAGGCCGCACGCCCCCCGCCUCUCGGUGGCGGCGGCCGCCUGGGACGAGGAGGAGGAUGGCGAGGAGCCUGCGCCAGGUGGAAAGGGCGACCAGAUCGACGCUCCUUCCAGUAGCAAGAGUGGCUCUGAGCCGGCUGGCGAGCGGGCAAACGGCGCGGGCGAGGCGGCGGGGCUCGACGACUACCAGGCCCCCGCAGCCGCGCCAGCAGCAGCCAAACCCAAGGCCCCUCCGGUCAAUGAGCCUGCGACAGUCAUGCCGCGAUUUGCGGUCAAGCCAGCAGCCAUCGUGGUGAAGCGCAAGGCGCCGGAGCCAGAUGGAGAGCCUGCUGUGCCCGAGGACGUCGGCCUGCAGAGCCUUCUGGGAGGGUACGACUCCAGCGACCAUUACGAGAGCCAAUGA